AUGGUUCCUUGCUAUGGUAUUUCUAAGGAUUUAGAGGGGAAUUAUAUCAUGGUUAUGGAGUAUAUGGAAGAAGGAAAUUUAAGAGAGUAUUUAAAAAAGAAUAGGGAAUUAGAUUUAAAAAGCGAAAUUGACUUCCUACCACAAAUCAUCCAAGGUCUAAAAGAUAUUCAUCGUAAGCAUUUAGUUCAUCGUGAUUUCCAUAGUGGGAAUAUUAUUGUUGAUGAGAAUAAGAAUUAUCCUUAUAAAGAUGUAUGUCGUAUCACCGACUUAGGUCUAUCCAAACCAGCAGAUGAAAAAGAUGAUAACCAAGUUUAUGGGAUAGUUCCUUAUGUAGCCCCCGAAGUUUUAAAAGGAGAAAAGUAUAUUCAGAAUAGUGAUAUCUACUCCUUAGGCAUGAUUAUGUAUGAAAUAAUUACUGGAAUACCUCCUUUUGGCAAUGAAAGUCAUAAUCUUAAAUUAUCUUUAAGAAUUUGCCGUGGAGAAAGACCUAAAUUUCCUGACCAAGAACCCAACAAUAGACCUACUGCUAGGGAAGUAAGUGAAGCCGAAGAAUACAAUGAAACUUUACCAGAUAAAAUCCAAUAUCCUACUUAUCAUUCCCAAGAG
This is a messenger RNA of Racocetra persica, 606 nucleotides long. Lineage: Eukaryota; Fungi; Glomeromycota; Glomeromycetes; Diversisporales; Gigasporaceae. The record is from the annotation of a GenBank genome assembly.